AGGUCGCCUUCGAAAGCGUCCAGCCCGGGCGGUCCCGUAGGUCGAUUGAACAUGUCCCUCUUCAUUCCUGACAACGCCUCCAAUCGAUCUGGUUCACCGGCCUCAUCCUUGUACAGGCGCCGAGACUCCUCGGAGUUUGUGUUGGAGAGCCGCGUCCCAUCCAGUCCAUCCUGCCCGCCUGAGGAAGGCCACGGCCGUCCACCUGUGCUGCCGCAGCAAGUGGAGGACAGCGAGGUGGAGGCGACAGCAUCCACGGAGGAAGGUCGCGGUCGCGCAGAGCUGGACUUGUUUCGCGAGUCCGUGCCGUUGUCCAACGACACCUGUCUAAGGUCGGAAGUCGAGACUCAAGAGGUGGCAAAGCCGAAGGAUCCCUGGGACGAUGUGCUGGAUGCCCUUGCAGACCAAGAUCCAGACCACGGUGAAAAUGGUGAAGGCAGCCAGGGCUAUCCAACGGACAUGGCCGUGGCUGUGGCAAGAAUGCCAGACAGCAGCAGGGCUAGUGGGGACUCCAGCAACCCAGAAGAUAUCGAAGACCUCCCGGGACUAUCUGAUGCUCAACACACGACAUCUAUCCAUCCAGAGCUACUCCGGAAUCUGACUAGCAACAAUGGGGUCAACACCAUGGCAGUGGAAGAGAUUGGGUCGAUAGCGGAGGAGUCACAACCACAAACCGUUUUACCCACUUAUGUGUCAGCCGCAGCCCCCAUAGACAGUCAGCAGCAGCUGGAGCAGCCAGCCGAACUAGUCCGAAAUGUGUCGGAAGGCACCAGCAGCAUUGCCGUUGAUGAUAUUGGUCUCAUUGCAGAUCAAACAGAAGCAAACACUGCUGCAACUCUUCCAACCCAGCAGCCUGCUGCAGUACAAAGAAAUGAGUCAGGAGAGAGCAGCGGAGUGAGCAGCAUAGCAGUGGAAGAGAUUGGGUCGAUAGCGGAGGAGUCACAACCACAGACCGUUUUACCCACUUAUGUGUCAGCAGCAGACCCCAUAGACAGUCAGCAGCAGCUGGAGCAGCCAGCCGAACUAGUCCGAAAUGUGUCGGAAGGCACCGGCAGCAUUGCCGUUGAUGAUAUUGGUCUCACUGCAGAUCAAGCAGAAGCAAAGACCUCUGCAACUCUUUCAACCCAGCAGCCUUCCGCAGUACAAAGAAAUGAGUCAGGAGAGAGCAGCGGGGCGAGCAGCAUAGCAGUGGAAGAGAUUGGGUUGAUAGCAGAGGAGAGGGAACCACAGGCUGCUUUGCCUACUUAUGGGUCAGCCGCAGCCCCCAUAGACAGUCAGCAGCAGCUGGAGCAGCCAGCCAAACUAGACGGAAAUGUAUCGGAAGGCUCUAGCAUUGCUGCAGAUCAAACAGAAGCAAACACUGCUGCAACUCUUCCAACCCAGCAGCCUGCUGCAGUACAAAGAAAUGAGUCAGGAGAGAGCAGCGGGGCGAGCAGCAUAGCAGUGGAAGAGAUUGGGUUGAUAGCAGAGGAGAGGGAACCACUGGCUACUUUUCCUACUUAUGGGUCAGCCGCAGCCCCCAUAGACAGUCAGCAGCAGCUGGAGCAGCCAGCCGAACUAGUCCGAAAUGUGUCGGAAGGCACCGGCAGCAUUGCCGUUGAUGAUAUUGGUCUCAUUGCAGAUCAAGCAGAAGCAAAGACUCCUGCAACUCUUUCAACCCAGCAGCCUGCUGCACUGCAAAGAAACGUGUCAGGAGAGAGCAGCGGUGUGAGCAGCAUAGCAGUGGAAGAGAUUGGGUUGAUAGCAGAGGAGACAGAACCAAAGGUUGAGUUUCGAAGCUCUAUGUCAGCACUUGCACAGACAGCUCCCAGAAAGUUGUCUGACAGCAGUGGUGAUAGCAGCGUUGCUGCUGCUGAACUAUCAGCCUUGGCCAUCACUCCUCGACAGCCACCGGCUGGAAGUGCUGACGCCCCGCAAACUUCGCUGUCUCCGCCGACUUCAGCUCAACGGCCACAACCAGGUACAGACUCAAGUUCCGAGUACGAUAGCUCCGAGUACGAAAGCUACGAGGAAUCAGAAGACGAGGCAGCCGAAGGAAGGGAUGCAGAAAUUGUUGUUGCAAAUAUGGAUUCAACAGAGUCAAUGGCUCGAACAACUCGACCCAUUGAUACUGAAUAGAAAUCGAGAUACGGUGAUGAUC
Messenger RNA from Cladocopium goreaui, 2137 nucleotides. Lineage: Eukaryota; Dinophyceae; Suessiales; Symbiodiniaceae. The record is from the annotation of a GenBank genome assembly.